AUGGAUCUGGGCUGCCCGCGUCAACAAAAUAAGAUGGAGGAGAAUCCCAGAUCUCUUAACCUUGACAAAUACAGAAUUUCAUUUAAAUCAUACACUUCGGAAUAUCAGAACCAGCCCUCGGGUUCAACUUCAAUUGGAGCCAUUGCUUCAUCUACAGUUGGACUGUCAGAGAAUGAACCACAGCCAGGCAAUGAUAGAAGAGGCAAGGGAUGGACAAAAUGCAGCGUGAAGUCUGCAAUGUCCUACAUCCUGGAUCUCAAGCCGAGUGGAACAAGCAUUUUGAGUGCCACUCCACGGUUCCCGCUGCUGCAGGAGACUCUGUAUCUGGAAGUGGCUGUGCUGGGCUCGCAUCCUGCAUGA
This is a messenger RNA of Knipowitschia caucasica, 360 nucleotides long. Lineage: Eukaryota; Metazoa; Chordata; Actinopteri; Gobiiformes; Gobiidae. The record is from the annotation of a GenBank genome assembly.